AAUGCUCACUCAGAUAUUCAUUUGGCUCAAUAUUUUAGAAGCUGUCAUAAGGAAAUAUCUGUUAAAUACCAUCUAACUUUAGAAAAGAUUUUUCCAGUGAUCUGCUUCACACGUGAUGCGCCCAUGCAAACGACGGUUUUUUUUCCUCUAAAAUGAAAGUGAAACUCGGUAACUGCCAACUCUGUGGUGCUCGAGCAACAAGGAGAAGCUUCUACCAAUGUACAAUCAUGGGUUUAAUCUUAAAGAUACUUAUUUACUUGUAUCUAUGUGCAGGUGUACAGUGCGUCGAUCAGGUAUCAUGGCUGCCCUGUCAGUUCACUGAUGAACAUGUGUCUGUGAAUAAUGAGGGUCACACGGAGACUCAGAACCUCCACAGAGAGGCUAUGCUGCAGUUUGGUCAAAAAGGAGACACCCCUAUUAAUCCACAUGCCAUCACGUUCCUGGUCACCGGAUCCAAGUUGGACAUGCGGCGGUAUGUGGAGGGUGUGGAAGCAGAUCAGUUGGAGUGUGAGAUCCGUAGGUACAGCACAGCAGGCAUCCAUGUCCGCUGGCCUGUAAAGGGGACCAGUGAGUACAACCGCUGGUUCAGCUGCACCUUGAAACACACCAAGGGCCUGUUCACCGUCACCAGCUUCCUCAGACACCCAUCUCACCAACCGCCCUCUGGACAGCAGGACUACCGCAGCUGGUCUACUAUCGGCGACACAGAGAUACUCAUCACAACAGUUGCCAUGGUCAUGAAAACACAAUCUCCAUCAGUGAAAGCAAACCUGGGGUCCCAACAAAAGCUCCACUGCCACUUUGCCGUCGACCACAAGGCACCAAACAUCACCGUGGAGUGGCACUUGCAAAAUCGAGGAGAGAGAACCGAACUCUUCAGCCAUACCAGCCGCUCAGGGCAGACUCGGGGGACUGGGGUUGGGCUGAGGAGUCUCGCAGACGGGGACGCUUCUUAUAUACUCCCCUUCUCCAAGAUGAGCAGUGAAGGGACGUACAUUUGUUCAGUGUCAGUGAUGCCGCUGUUCGGCAGUCUGGAUAUAAGUCUGCAUAUCGAAGAGCCUCCCCGUGUCUCCCUCAAUGUCGCACCUACUCUCUCACUGCAGGAGGGUGGGGAGCAGAAGGUGGUUUGUGAGGCAGAGAGCUACUACCCUCUGGAUGUGGAGAUAAUUUGGUAUCAGCAGGACCCGGCAGUGGCAGGCCAGAGGGUCGGUGCUCCUCUCCCCAAGGUGCUGCAGAACGUUCUGCUGUCCAGCCACAAACACAACUCGGACAAGACCUUCUCGCUUUCGGCUUUCUUCUACCUCCAGGCUUCGCUCAGGGACUCAGGCAAGCAGUUUAUAUGCAGCGUCUCUCAUCAGUCCCUGCGAGUGCCCAUCAGAAAGAGUUUCAUUCUGAAUGUUGAAGAACCAGUCAGCUGGCUUUUUUACCUCACUCUUUGCUUCACUGUGGUCAUACUGUUGGUCAUCCUGAGUGUGCUGCUGCUCUACUUGUACUCAGUAAGAAAGCGGUCAGUGCAGAAAAAACCAUACUGAGGACGGACUAAGCAGAACAUCAUGAACACCAGUGAAGGCAGAUUGUCUCCCUCAACCCUCCUCCCUCGUUAGUUUUUAUUUUAGAAUGUCUUAGAUGUUUGUUUUUUGGUUUUUUGAAAAGAUGAAUUUGGGUUUCUGUGAAACUAAAUGUAUGGGUUUUUUACUUUCUGCUUUGAUUUUGCUGAUGCUAAAAACUAUUGAUGAGAAAAGGCCUUUUUCAUCAUGUCACUGUAGGAAAUGCUCAGGCAUAAAUAAUAAGCUGAAUUCCAUUUAGCCGCCUCAGUUUCAAGGUCAUGCUCCUAGUUAACGCUGCCUCAUUGUCACACUGAAACAGGCAGGCUUGAAUAAACAGAGACAUCGUUUAUGAUACUAGUAACAUCUGUGUCUUUUAGCCAUGCUAGCGAAAUAUUGUCAAAACAUCUCAUUUGAUGGAUUGUUAUGAUAUUUUGUACAGACAUUCAUGGUCCCCAGAGGAUGAAUCAUGCUGACUCUGGCGAUCCCCUGAUUUUUUCUCUUUCGCCACCAUGAGGUUGGAUGAAUUGCUGAAGUUUUUACUAGCAUUAUCACUAUAAGCAUGCUGAUGUGAGCUUUUAGCUCAAGUCACAGAGCUGCUAGCAUGGCUGUAAACUGUUGGAUUUGUUCUACUGUAACAAGUCAAAAUGUCUGCUGUUAAAAGGCCUAUAUCAAGUCAUCACUAAACACCAGUCCCACUGGCCGUUGAUAACAGUUGCCUUCUAGUUGCUGAUAAUGCAAUAAUUAGUCACAAUGCAAUGUAAUACAGCUGCGGUAAGUCUAAAAUUUCACAAAACCAGAUUGUUGGACAAUGUAAUAAUUAAAUUUGACUCUAAAUGUAAUACACCCAUCAAUGAAUCUAAUAAUGCCUUUAAAUGAAUACUGAAGAAGAAUAAAUGCCACAUACUGUUAAUAAACAUUAUAUAAUACCUCAUCUAUAAUUUGAUAUCAAUUAUUAAUAAUUUGAUAAGGUACUACAUUACCAGAGUUUUUGUCUUUAUCUUUGGCUACAUGUGAGUGAUAUUAAAAAUUUCUUGGAGAAAGGAA
Messenger RNA from Thunnus maccoyii (southern bluefin tuna), 2591 nucleotides. It is a transcript of the gene dhrs13b.2, whose product is annotated as dehydrogenase/reductase (SDR family) member 13b.2. NCBI's taxonomy places the organism in Eukaryota, Metazoa, Chordata, Actinopteri, Scombriformes, Scombridae. The transcript is spliced from 8 exons. The coding region runs from base 153 to 1532 and encodes 459 amino acids. The record is from RefSeq and is a predicted model, not a curated record.